AUGAGUUCCCUCGCCUCGAUCUUCAUGGUCAAACGGCUAUCCGCCAGCGAAAAACGCCGUCAUGAUAUUGGAGCAGCCAACGACGCCGACGACGACAAAUCAGCGCCCCUGAUGGGCCUCUCCAACAACCAUUCCCACGACUACAAGCCAACCCCGAAACACCGGAAAUACACGCGACCCUUCCUCCUCACCUGUCCAGCUUUCAUCAGUCUUAUCCUCCUCUCCCUCCUCUUCGGGAUUCUCGCAACCACCCUCCUCGCCGUCACUAAUCCAACCAUCAAACGCGCUCUUGUUCCGGCCCCAAAGAAACUCCACAAGCCCUGCGGCAGCACGCCCUCAGAAGCCCGCAAAGCCGGCUGCCAUUUCGACGUGAUCUCCUUCUGCUGGCUCCCUGACGCCUGCUACGACGCCGAGCUCUCGCAGCAGUUCGAUAGCGAGAACAAGCUCGAGUGGUACCUCGACCCAAAUCGUACGCUUCCACUCGGCCACCAGGAGAUCAUGACGGGGGAAUAUACGGGGCUGUAUGUGAACUGGGAGUAUCAUCUACGUCAUUGUACGGCCAUGUGGAAGAAGAUGCAUCGGGCGGUGCUGGGGGGUGGCGGACGGGAGGCCAUCGAUGGGUAUAUUGGGAUUUACGAGCAUACGGAGCAUUGUGAGAUGAUGUUGCUUGGGGAUCGGAGCAUUGAGUGGGAGGCUAUUAAUACGAGGAUUGCGGUCAAGUUUCCGGAUUGUGGGGUUUAA
Molecule: messenger RNA, 741 nt
Organism: Aspergillus caelatus
Lineage: Eukaryota; Fungi; Ascomycota; Eurotiomycetes; Eurotiales; Aspergillaceae
Exons: 1
Coding region: 1-741 (246 amino acids)
Source: RefSeq, a predicted model, not a curated record